AUGACGCGAAAAAGCUUCAGGAAUCGCUUGAAAGUUACUAGAAAUUCUAUAGAAAAAUUUUGUCAUGAUUUGAAAUUGGCCAAACUUCUGACAAAUUCCGACCGUCCUGGACAAGAGCAAUCCCAGUUUUUGGUGAAUGAUGACGACGACGACGAGCUUAGAAAAGGGUUUUUUAAAACGAUGGUUUUGGAAAAACUUGAUCUAUCGAAUUUAGGACCCGCUUUCGAACCAGAUGAUAAUGAGAAUAUUCCUCUAAUUUCUACACCAAGAAAAGGAUUCGAUCUUCCAAUGUCGCCGCGUUACGACAAUGAGGAAAAGAAUGGCGAAUUAUUAAAAUUUCGCCGCAAAUCACAAGAAUCGCCAAGAUCAUUUUUGAAUGGCACAACGUCGGUGGCGAGUCUUGGAGGGAUUUCAAAAAAGGAGAAUCUGACGAGCGCCUCCGACAUCCAUCUGGUUAGUUUCGACGACAAUUUAAUGUUCAAUGUGAAUUAUGGAGGCUAA
Molecule: messenger RNA, 501 nt
Organism: Caenorhabditis bovis
Lineage: Eukaryota; Metazoa; Nematoda; Chromadorea; Rhabditida; Rhabditidae
Source: the annotation of a GenBank genome assembly